This is a messenger RNA of Salarias fasciatus (jewelled blenny), 3827 nucleotides long. RefSeq names its product R3H domain containing 4 (gene r3hdm4). Bases 108 to 878 code for a protein of 256 amino acids. Lineage: Eukaryota; Metazoa; Chordata; Actinopteri; Blenniiformes; Blenniidae. The transcript is spliced from 8 exons. Gene Ontology annotation, molecular function: nucleic acid binding. The record is from RefSeq and is a predicted model, not a curated record.
UAAACCUUCACUUUUUUUUGUGCCAAGUCUGUUUAUUUUAGCAUCGCCAGAAGCGCUAUUUUUCGGAGGCUUCUGUUCAUUUUGGGGUUUUUUUUUUCCUGAAUAAGAUGGUCGUUUUGACGGACAACAAUGAAGAGCAGGAUUAUAUCCUGAUCGAGGAGCGUAAGUGCGCCUCACUGCCCAGCUCACCGGCCAAGCGAGUGUCUCCCGCCAAAAAGAAGCAGUUUUAUAUCAACCAAGCCAUCCGUAACUCCGACCUCAUUCCCCGGGCUAAAGGCAAAAAGAGCCUCCGCCGACAGGAGAACACACGUUUUCUCGCAAACCUUCUUGAGAAGGAAGAGUGCUCCAAAGAUGAUCUGGAGGUUUGCAGUAACCCGGCCAUCCCAUCCAUCUUCACUGAAGCUUGCACCAAUGGGAACUACAUAGAGCCGUGGAAUGACUUCAUGAAUUGCUCCGGUGAGGAGCAGGAGAGGCUCCUGUCUCUGCUGGAACAGGAAGGUGCCAAGAAGAAAAACGCCAACCAGCUCGUCAAAGACCAGAGGAAUGUAAAUCCUGCCUUCAGUGCACAGGACUGCUUCCUGAGAAUCGAUCGCAGACUGCGAGCGACUCUGAGACGGAAGCAAGUCCCCAUUGGAACGCUUGAAGUCCUGGAGGAAAACCUUUUGAGCUUCUUCAAUGAUCAACCUCGCUCUGUUUACACGAUGAACCUCACCAGCAGCUUUGAGAGACUUCUGCUUCAUGCCGUCUGCCAGUAUAUGGACCUCCUCUCUGCAAGCACAGACUACAAUGGGUCGCGUCGGACUGAAGUGGUGAACAAACAGGAAGAGUUUCUGCCUCCCGGACUUCUGCUGUCUGCCUACCUGGAGCAGAUGAGCUGAGCCCAGCACGUCACGCCGGUUCUCUGGGUUCCCGCACAAGGCUUUCACGCUUUGUGAAUUGUACAUACUGAGGCAUGGUUUGUACGCAGCGUCUGAAAUGUCCACCGAGCUCAGCGAACGGAGCUGGAAACAUCUCCGGUUUCUGCAGUAAAUUUUCCAUUGAUUAUCCCCAUAAUCACAUCACACUUCAUAACUGCAAGGUGUCAGAAUUAAAGCAUGUCCUGAAAGUUGCAUGUCAGUGUGCAGUCCUGUUAAUACGUUGCAGUUAGCAUGCACUGCAUUACACACAGACUGGCAAGGUGUAAUUCAGACAGUCUAAAAAUAACUCGUGUGCAGAGAAUAACCCUCGCAAAGUUGGUAAACUGACCUCAACACUCACACCAACCUCGAGACAAAUGUCCAGUCUUCCAUGUCACUGGGGAAGACCUGAAAACUACAGCCUUUUCUCCAUCCAACACUGUUUUCAAACAGCUCUCCAGUCACUUUUGUGUUUUUACACACGGGUGCUGGACGGUGGUUUGACCUUGUGUCUGUAAGCUCAGCUAAAUGUACAAUUCGUGUUAUCACCUCUGCUGAGGAGUUUAUGUCUUCAGUAGGAUUUGUUUGCCGGUUAGCAACACAAGUCAAAGAGCUAUGGAUCAUGUUGACAUUUUUAGUUUGGGGAUGGUUAAAUUACAUUUAAUAAGAGGAAGUGUUUGUGAUUGUAACAUGAGAGCAUCAUGCAGUAAAGAAAACCCAGAGCUAGAGUACUAGUAGUACUAAUAGUUUCAUCAAAGCUGGCUCUGCCCACAAUUUAUAUUGGACAGUGUGGUAAUGUAAACGGUCACUGAACUUCACUUACAGCUGCACAUCAUCUUAAUGCAGCAACUGCCUUGAAUAUUGUAGGAAAUAAUGGGAAAUUUACUGUACGAACUCUGAGCUCAUCAAUUCUGACUGUAAGAAGCUUGAGAUGCCGAUAAAAUUACCAAGUGUUAUGGUGCUCCUCUGAAAUCACUGCCUGAGCAACUAGUCUAUAGGAUUUCUCAGUACAAAGAAUUGAAGCAUGGUCAUUAGUGAGCAGUCUUUAUGCAGACACUCAGUGUAAGCAUAGGUCUAUCUUUUUUUUCUCUUUUUUUUUUUAAUUGUUGCUUGGGAUGCAAUUUUUUUCUUUUACAGUUACUCGUUUUAUGUAAAAGAUCCUUCAAAGUGAAUUUAGGUCUGUUUUUGAAUUGGUACAUCUGUUUCUGCUGGCUUAGUCUGUGCCUGAUGGACCAACACCUUCUUUACAACGCACACGUCUCAGUCAUCGCUGGAGAAGCGAUGGACUGAAAACUAAACAGUGACACAACCAGUUUAAAGGGGACUUAUUUUCCUGUUCUGUAUUUUCAGAUUUAUCUGUAGUGGUGGUUGAUUUGGUGUUCAUGUGGCCAAAAUGUCCAAUUAUGAAGACAAACUGCAAAGUUGAAGCUUAUCUGUGACACUUAUGGAGCUUUUUUUUUUUUUUUUUUUUUUUUUUUUAGAUUUGUUCAUUUUAUGGUCAUCAACUUUUCCAUAUUUCAGUGUCCAUCAACACAAUGAGGAUAGUAUCAGUUACAGGGAUAAAAGAUCAGCUAAUGAUGUGUUUAUUGUAAGCUGUGGUAAACGUCCAACUAGUGAGAGAGAAAUCAUUUUUCACACUGUCAGAAUUUAAUUUCUCAGUGGGACGUUUUCAUGCAGAUCGAGCAUUUAUUUUGUUCUGCGCCAUUUGAUGCAUAUUACAGUAAAAACUGUUCAAAUAAUUUCCCAGCUACAAAUUAUGCAUGUCAUUAAAGUAUAAGUGAAGGGAAUACACAACAUUAACUUGCCAGCAAGGUUUUCAUCCUUGUGUUGGCUCGCGAUUGUCAUUUUUACCUGCAGGUUAUGUCUUCGCAGGGACUACAGAAAUGCCAGUCUAAUUGAUUUGUUGGAUAUGAAAAACACAAAAGGAACUAAAUAGGUCUCAUUUAAGUGUAUCCACCUGACCAGCUGUUGAUGCCUCGCGUAUAAGUCUGUGUUUCUACAUCAGAUCAAAAUGCUUCCUGGUCACCGUCGGAGCAUCUUCUCACAGCAGUGCUUAGGACGCCCUGUGUGGAGGAGGCUGGUGUAGAGCUGUUGUUACGGCACAGUAGUUUAGAUACGAUGUUGAUGGUUCACCAGUUUUCGGUGAAUAUACAAAGAUAAGGAACUCUUUAGAUGCAUUUAAGGAUUUUUCCUCUUCUGGUUUCAACUAUGUGUUUUAUAAUGGCAUGAAAAUAACCACAUUUAAGGUUUAAGAAUAACCUCAGUUUUCUCUCUCAGGUUGUUUAAUCUUAAAUGUUCACAUACACGGUUCUGGAUAAGGACCUCUGCCUUCUCAACUACAGUUUCUCACUUUGCUCUGUACAUUUACGUCUACAUUUGUAUUGCCUGGAUUUUGGAAUCAUGUGUAUCCAGGUUAUUUAAUGUAAAGAAAAUUGCCAUCAGCUGUUUUUUCCACUGUCAUUAGCAGUGUAACCAACCUUGAUCUGUUGGUGCAUUUUAACAACAACCAAAGUUUGUGAGUGGGUUACGUGAAAAUCCAACUUCUCAGGCUUUUAAAAUGUCACUCUGAAUGUCAUGUAGUCAGUUCCUGUGUACUGUACGCUCUGUUGAGUUUGUUUGAAUUCUGUUGGCUCAACACACUGCAGGGUGCUGCCGACGUCUUAAUACCUUGAUGUAGUUGUGCUGUAAAUAUCAAAUUCAAUUGAUUUGUGCCAAUGUUUGGAUUAAAAAUGCCUAAACAGUCUAAGAGCUUUAUACAGUUAUCUAAAGUGGGUGUGUGUGUGUGUGUGCGUAUGUGUGUAUAUAUAAUAUGUUCAUAUUUAUAAUUAUCACUGCAGCUGUUGAAGAUAUUUUCUCACUUUACUGUAAACUUUUUUUUCUUCUAAAUGCCGAAAGCCAUGUCUGAGAACACAACUUUAAUAAAUUUUACAU